Messenger RNA from Penicillium waksmanii, 2328 nucleotides. RefSeq lists its product as uncharacterized. The coding region runs from base 1 to 2328 and encodes 775 amino acids. The record is from RefSeq and is a predicted model, not a curated record. Gene Ontology annotation, biological process: positive regulation of transcription from RNA polymerase II promoter by galactose; DNA-templated transcription. Gene Ontology annotation, molecular function: zinc ion binding; RNA polymerase II cis-regulatory region sequence-specific DNA binding; DNA-binding transcription factor activity, RNA polymerase II-specific. NCBI's taxonomy places the organism in Eukaryota, Fungi, Ascomycota, Eurotiomycetes, Eurotiales, Aspergillaceae. Gene Ontology annotation, cellular component: nucleus. The transcript has 3 exons.
AUGUUCCACACCUUCGAAGGCUUCGAGAAUCCUGUGGCAGCAUCGCCUGCCAGAAACCGACCGCCAACGGAACGCCGUGAAUCCGUUAGUAGGCGAGUGACGACACUUCGUGCUUGUACAUCAUGCCGGCAUCGCAAGAUCAAGUGCGACGGUGAGAAGCCAUGUGAAGCCUGUCGCUGGUAUAAGAAGUCCGACCAAUGUCAAUAUUCCGACCCUCGGCCAUCAAGGAGGCAUGUCGAGAAACUGUCGACCACUCUUGAUGAAUAUCGGAACAUUCUGGGGAAGCUGUUCCCAAACAUCGCCCCUGAGUCCCUCGUCAAUCUUCCCCGGGAGAAGCUGAUCGAGUUGACAUCAAGUUACUCCUCUCUAACAGCCAUGGCAUCAACUCAAAGCGUGACUGCACCGCACCCCGCUUCCCCAGCGACCUCUGUUUCUGUCGAGGCACACGUCUCCCCACUCUCAAAUGAAGAUGACAACCUUGAAUCCCUCCAAACCAUGCCAGAAGAGGUAGAGGAUAGCCGUCAUACCAGCUCUAGCGAUCUUGUCGAGGGUGUUUCGGAUGAUGUGAAUGCAUUAUCUCUUUCCGCUAGGCAUCCAUCAUCCUACCUGGGCGUGUCAUCAAUCCAGGCCGUGCUCAAAGUCAUCGUUUGGCUGGACCCAGGGUGUGCUUCAUACUUUGAUAGAACUCCGCCUAUGAGCUCGGGCAGCCAGGCCGCCCAUGCAUUUGACGUGCAGCAGGGGUGGUCACAUCACCCGCCUACCACUCCGCCACAUCCUUUCAUCCCUACUGAGAUGCAGAUGCUGGACUCAUAUUUCUUGUACUUCCAGGCAUUUGCACCACUCAUCGAUGAGCAGCAUUUCCGUGAAACUUAUAUUUCCGGACGACGCAAGGAUGAUCACUGGCUUGCGCUGCUCAACAUUGUCCUGGCUUUGGGAUGUGUGGCUGCUUCUACCCCUGACGACACGACACACCAGACCUACUUCCUCCGUUGCAAAAGCCACCUAAGCCUAAGCUCUCUCGGCAGUUCUCACCUGGAAACUAUCCAGGCUUUUGGUCUUGUCGGUGGGUGGUACUGUCACUAUAUUAGUCAACCCAAUCUCGCAUAUUCUCUGAUGGGCGCCGCGUUGCGAAUGGCCGCAGGACAGGGACUGCACAAGGAAUUUGUCGAGAAUCGGCAAAUACCGACCCCGGCUAGGAUGGCAUCGAUGGAUAUCAAGCGACGUGUCUGGUGGUCCUUAUUUGUCAUGGACACCUGGGGAGGUAUGACCCUUGGCCGACCAAGUAUGGGUCGUUUUGGACCCAACAUUACAGUCAAGCCUCCAAACUGCAGAGAUAAGGAAAACAUUCUGGAAAUUCUCCCGCUUGUUGAAAACAUUCGUUUUUCGAAAAUCGCCACCCAGAUCCAAGAAUCACUUGCUGCGGCUCCGCUCGUCAAACACCAAGAGAUGGCCCAUGCGGAUGUACAGCUCUUGGAAUGGUGGGAUAACUUGCCACCCGUCCUGAAAGAUCACGAACCGUGCAACGAAGCCAUCGCAACUGUCCGCACAGUCAUGCGAUGGCGAUACUACAACCAACGGAUGCUCAUCUACCGACCAACGUUGCUGAGCUAUGCCAUGCGCCGAGUCCCCUACAUCGCCCUCCGCGCCGAGGAGCGAACCGCCAUCGAAAAGUGCCGCGAAGUAGCGGAAAUCUCUAUCCAAAACAUCGCCGCGACGGCUCAACUAAACCAGCUCUGCGGGUGGAAUGCCGUUUGGUGGACAUUCCAGGCCUCCCUUGUCCCGCUAGUCGGCCUCUUCCUCAACGAUCCGACUGCUGACGAUCACCGCGCAAGCAUCGAGUCUUGUCAAGCGCAGGUCGAAAUUGCCUUGGCUACACUGGCCCGAAUGCAAUCCUUCGGACAUACGGCCAAGCGGUCCCUUGAUGCGCUGGCCCGCAUCUAUGAGGCCAGCAAACGCAACCAGGAUCUAUCAUCGGCCACGAGUGCACCCAGUUCCUUCGGUAAUUUCUUCCCAGCUGGCCGAGAUAUGACCAGUAAUAUGUUCUCCACGUCCGACCCAUCAUCGCGUAUGGGGAUCUCAUUGGGCGAGAAUGGUCUCGCAGACCCACUAGCCACCCCCUUUGUGGAUGAUACUGGGCAGUACCUGUGGGAGUAUCUCAGUUGGAGUGAUAACUCGAACCUCUGGCCCGGCUUAUCAGACUUGGAUACACGCAAUGAAGCGAUGGCCUUGUUGACGCCGGAUCACGAGAAGGGCCCGAAGUUUGGGACUCACCCGUAUUUCGAGCCUAUGCCGGAUUCUUACUUUGUCAAUGCGCCACUCUAUUACUGA